GAGGCAACUGUUGAGGUUUUGCCUUUAAGAUAAAGUAUGAAAGUGGUACAUUGGAGGAGUUGCUCUAUGUUGAUAUGCCUUGUGAGUAUCAGAAUUCUUCUGGGCAAAUUGUCCUGGACUAUGCAAAAGCAAUUCAGGAGAGCGUCUUUGAACAACUUCGUGUUGUCCGUGAUGGUCAGCUUCGAGUAGUCUUCUCACCAGAUCUGAAGAUUGUCUCUUGGGAGUUCUGUGCUCGCCGUCAUGAGGAGCUUAUCCCUAGAAGAUUAUUGAUACCUCAGGUCAGUCAACUUGGAGCUGCGACUCAAAAAUAUCAGACUGCCACUCAAAAUGCAUCAUCUAAUGUAUCUGUUUCUGAGUUACAAAAUAAUUGCAAUCUGUGAGUUCCAUGUAAUAAUGGUACAUUAUUUCUUGAAAUAUAUUAAUAUCACUGUUUUUCCAGUUCAUUUGCCUCCAAAUAAAAUAUGUUC
Messenger RNA from Ipomoea nil (Japanese morning glory), 467 nucleotides. Its product is annotated as transcriptional corepressor SEUSS-like. The record is from RefSeq and is a predicted model, not a curated record. The transcript has 4 exons. Gene Ontology annotation, cellular component: transcription regulator complex; nucleus. Lineage: Eukaryota; Viridiplantae; Streptophyta; Magnoliopsida; Solanales; Convolvulaceae. Gene Ontology annotation, biological process: negative regulation of transcription by RNA polymerase II; positive regulation of transcription by RNA polymerase II. The coding region runs from base 75 to 380 and encodes 101 amino acids.